Octopus sinensis (East Asian common octopus) is the source of this 2451-nucleotide messenger RNA. Its product is annotated as kelch-like protein 10. NCBI's taxonomy places the organism in Eukaryota, Metazoa, Mollusca, Cephalopoda, Octopoda, Octopodidae. The transcript has 6 exons. The record is from RefSeq and is a predicted model, not a curated record. Gene Ontology annotation, molecular function: protein binding. The coding region runs from base 483 to 2327 and encodes 614 amino acids.
AUUUUUCUAAACCUUCUCAUCGAGAUUCAUCAGGAAAGAAACACAAAACAAGGAGCCAAUUAUUAUUCCAGAAAGAUUCUGAAGACUUUAAGAUUCGAGUGAAAUAAUUCUUUUUCUUCUUUUUUUUUCUGUAAGAAUACAUUUCUAACACCACGUUGUAUAUAUUGCGGAAUUUUGUUUUGUUUGUUUGUUUGUUUUUUACAGACAAAGCUAAGUAUCUUUUUAUUGCGUCCAGUAUUCAAAUCACUUCUCAAGAUUGAAUGACGUCAUCUUGAAUUGUUUGCCGAUUGCAAGCAGCACGAACAUCCGAGCGAUAACUGAAAUCUCUGAAUUAACAAAUAGGAUACAAAGAAGGGGGUGUUUAUAUAUUUCGUUGAUGACAACAAGCGGUUGCAACAUUAGAAAGAGAGAAAAUACUCCUUUUUAAACAAAAAUAAUAAUCCCUCUCUAAAUAAUUAUAUUUAGUUAUAUCUAACUAACAAAUGUAUUCAAACUCAACGGAUCUUAAAUUUUCGAAUGAGACUACAAAAGUUUCCUUGCAGAAUAAAAUUGGUGCAGAAGCCUGCAACGUACUAAUGGAAUUACGUAACACGGGUCAACUAUGUGAUGCAGUGAUCAAGGUAGACGAAGAGUCUUUCAUGAUACAUCGCGCCAUCUUAUCUGCUUGUAGUCCCUAUUUCCGAGUGUUGUUCACAAAUGAAAAAUUCGAGAUAAACCGUCAAGAAGUCACCAUAACUGACAUCACAGUCGACAUAAUGCGAUCCAUUAUUCAGUAUGCUUAUACUCAGGAUUGCUGUAUUAACCAUAACAAUGUCAAAUCUCUCCUCGUUGCGGCUGAUUACUUCAAUAUCAUAGGUUUACUAAGAAUAUGUUCUGAAUAUCUCAUAUCGCAAUUAAACUCACACAACUGUAUUGGAAUUGAGAAAUUCGCUCAGACAUAUUUCUGUCAAGAACUUCAACAGGUCGCCCAUAGAUAUCUGAUGGUGAAUUUCAGUGAAGUCUACAAAAUUUCCAAUGAGUUCUUGCAGUUGAAUGUGGAUAAUGUCUGCGAAAUAUUCGCUUCAGACGAACUCAAUGUUAGAAGUGAAGAGAUAACCUUUAAUGCCAUCGUUAGAUGGGUAGACCAUGACCCAGGCAGUCGUGUAGCACACAUAGGCCAGUUAUUGCAGACGAUGCGAUUAGGCCUUCUGUCUACCGAAUACUUCGUCGAGAAGGUGAAAAGUCACGAAUAUAUAAAAGACAAUACAAGUUGCAAACCGGUCGUUAUCGAAACUCUGAAAUUUCUCUGCAACCUCGACGUAGAGAAAGAACUAAAAAUAAACAAGAAUAAUCAUAUAACACGUCCAAGGCUUCCUCAUGAUAUUCUCUUUAUAUUCGGCGGCUGGAGUGGAAAUAGUACAACUAACAUAAUUGAGACUUAUGACUCACGGGCCGAUCUGUGGGUGAAAAAUACCAAUAUUAAAUCUGAUUUCCGAGCGUAUCAUGGUACCUGUGUUUUGGACCAACUGAUUUACAUCAUCGGUGGCUUUGACGGUACAGAAUAUUUCAACAGCGUUCGUUGUUUUGACCCCAUCAAGCAAGUUUGGUCAGAAGCUGCUCCAAUGUAUACCAAACGAUGCUACAUCAGUGUGGUGGUGCUACACUCCUUUAUAUAUGCCAUGGGGGGCUACGAUGGCCAAGUGCGCCAGAACACGGCUGAACGCUACAACAAAAACAAAAACCAAUGGAGCUUCAUUCAACCGAUGCAUCACCAACGUAGUGAUGCAAGCGCCACAGUUCUCUACGAUCAUAUUUACAUAUGUGGGGGAUUCGAUGGCCAAGAGAUUCUUAAUUCGGCUGAAUAUUACGAAUCCGGUUUAAACCAAUGGACACUGAUUCCACCAAUGUUAAGUCUUCGAAGUGGCGUCCGUAUUGUUGCUCACAAUCACUUUCUAUACGCAUUGGGAGGUUUCAACGGAGCCAAUCGAUUGAGUUCUGUUGAACGAUACAAUCAUGAAACGAAUAGCUGGGAAAAUGUCUCCGAAAUGGACACGCCGAGAAGUAAUUUUGCAAUCGAGGUUUUGGAAGGCAUGAUAUUUGCCAUAGGUGGAUUUGAUGGUUUCAACACCAUUUCCCGUGUAGAAUGUUUUGACACUGUCUCAGAGCAAUGGUACAAAACUGCCAGUCUGAACAUCAAUCGGAGUGCCCUUAGCGCAUGUGUCAUCGAGGGUCUCCCCAAUGUCAAACCGUAUAUUAGUGAGAGGAACAGGAAAGAAGGUGGUGCAGGCGGCAAUUCAAAAUCAAAUUUCUUCCAUCCAGAAAGCAACCGUUUCUCUCUUACAUAUUAAGAAAACAAAAAUUUGGGCGCGACAUACAAAAUUCUACUGAUACAAGGAACAAGACAGACAAAAUGACAAUAAUGACGAUAAUGAUAACGAUGAUGAUGAUGAUGACUAUGAUAAUAAUUAUAAU